AUUUUCUGCUCGAUUUGAGAAGUGUUGUUUGUUUUUCAACCACCUGGAAAUACUUGAAAUACAUUCGGUUGAUUCGGUUCAAUUUUUAUCAUUCCAUAGAUAACCUCUCUCCGCAGUAAAAACGAGAGAAGAAAAAAAAACAACUAAGUACCUAAAUGUACAACAAAAUUAUCAAUUUUUCAAAUUGAGUGUAUUUUGUACUCUGCCUUGGCUAGAUAGCCUACAUUAAAAUAGAAUUUAAUUGAACGCCAGUUGUCUGUGUCUGCAUAAAAUUAAUUAUCAAACGAACGCAAAACAGAAGAACAAAUCUUUGCGUCGUAAUAAUCCAUAAUUCCAUAGAUUGUGUGCAAUUCAUCUAGAGAGAUAUUUAUUUACAUACAAUCAACAAAUUAUUUCAGUUCUAUUAUUGAAGUGAAACCAUGCAGACCACACCGAUAGCCUAUUUAACACGAAAGGAGUGUUUCAGUGCGUGCCACCGUUUGCAUAGUCCGAUGCUGAGCGAUGCCGUUAAUGAGCAAAUUUAUGGAAAAUGUAACAAUCUGAAUGGACAUGGACAUAAUUAUAACGUCGAGGUCACGAUCCGCGGGCCAAUUGAUAAAAAUACUGGCAUGGUAAUGAAUAUAACUGACCUGAAAGAACAUAUGGACAACGUAAUUAUGAAGAGAUUGGACCACAAAAACUUAGACAAGGACGUUAGUUACUUUCAAAAUGUGCCAAGCACAACAGAAAAUGUUGCUGUGUACAUUUUCGACCAUUUAAAGACGAGACUUCCUUCACCCGAACUGCUGUAUGAAGUCAAAAUUCAAGAGACGGACAAAAAUGCGGUUAUCUACCGCGGUAAAAUUGGUUCACGUAGAGAAACGAAUGGUGGUCGCAAGUUCGCGGACAGCAUAUCAUCCGAUUCAGACUAAACAUAAGACAAUACACUUAGCCCAUCGACUAACGAUAUUUUUUACAAAUUGUUGGGAUAGAGUUUGUUGCAUUUUUAUCAUUGUUUAGGAAUUUCUUUUUUAGCGUAUAAUCGGCAUGUUGAUUCGAGCAUUUUAACCAAUUUUGUACCUUACUUUGCCUGAAUUUCUAGUGAUUUAGCAUUCCGAAAAUAAGCAAUGAAUUAGCCAGACAAAGAAGAUCCAUUAGGAAUAGAACUAUUGGCAACUUCUGCUAGUAAAGGUCGUUUGUAUACAAUCAUAUGCCGAUGUUUAUUUGUACGGUUUUAUAUUUUCAAUUAAAAUAAAAUUCAAUUUAACAACA
Bradysia coprophila is the source of this 1251-nucleotide messenger RNA. It is a transcript of the gene pr, whose product is annotated as 6-pyruvoyl tetrahydrobiopterin synthase purple. Gene Ontology annotation, biological process: tetrahydrobiopterin biosynthetic process. Lineage: Eukaryota; Metazoa; Arthropoda; Insecta; Diptera; Sciaridae. Gene Ontology annotation, molecular function: 6-pyruvoyltetrahydropterin synthase activity. Gene Ontology annotation, cellular component: mitochondrion. The record is from RefSeq and is a predicted model, not a curated record.